Morus notabilis is the source of this 1805-nucleotide messenger RNA. RefSeq names its product serine/threonine-protein kinase RIPK. The record is from RefSeq and is a predicted model, not a curated record. The coding region runs from base 266 to 1624 and encodes 452 amino acids. Gene Ontology annotation, molecular function: ATP binding; protein kinase activity. Lineage: Eukaryota; Viridiplantae; Streptophyta; Magnoliopsida; Rosales; Moraceae. Gene Ontology annotation, biological process: protein phosphorylation. The transcript is spliced from 5 exons.
AUGAAUCAUAAAAUAAGUAUAGAAAAAGACAAUCAUUUGGCUUGCUAGAAAAGGAUUUGUAUCCCUCUUUUCUUUUUGUCUUGCUUUGGAGGGUGGUUGGUAAUUUUAAAUAUUAUUUUAGGCCUUCAUCUUCUAAAGUCUAAACCCUUUUGAAGCCAUCAAAAACCAGUGCCAAUUUGCUCAUUUUCUCAUAACACCCCAUCUCAAUUCCAGCCUGAUUCUUUCAUGCGUUAAAAAUAAUAGAGACAACCAUUUUUGUUUCAUAAUGGCGGUCAAGAAAAGUACAUGGAGAUCUAUGGUCACAAGCUGCUACAAGGCAGAUUGCGCGCCGACGACAACGAAGCCAAAGAGAGUUGUGGCGAAACAAACGUCGUUUCAAAGGCUUUCUCUGUCGGACUUAAGUUUUCCGAGCUCAAAUUUUUCGGAGGACCUCUCAAUAUCUCUUGCCGGUUCAAAUCUUCACGUAUUCACUCUCGCGGAGCUAAAAGUCAUAACACAGAGUUUCUCCUCUAGUAAUUUCCUCGGCGAAGGCGGGUUUGGACCGGUUCAUAAAGGUUUCGUCGACGACAAGAUUAGACCCGGUUUGAAGGCUCAGCCUGUGGCUGUCAAGCUCUUGGACCUGGACGGUUCUCAAGGCCAUAAGGAGUGGUUGACUGAAGUGAUUUUUCUUGGGCAAUUGAGGCAUCCAUACCUUGUGAAGCUUAUUGGGUAUUGUUGUGAAGAAGAGCAUAGGCUUCUCGUGUAUGAAUACAUGCCUAGAGGCAGCUUAGAAAAUCAACUCUUUAGAAGGUACUCUGUCUCACUUCCUUGGUCAGCGAGGAUGAAAAUCGCUCUAGGAGCUGCAAAGGGCCUUGCUUUUCUCCACGAGGCGGAAAAGCCGGUCAUAUACCGUGACUUUAAAGCUUCUAACAUUUUGUUAGAUUCUGAUUAUACGCCAAAACUGUCCGAUUUCGGCCUUGCAAAAGACGGCCCUGAAGGCGAUGAGACACACGUUUCCACACGAGUAAUGGGGACACAAGGUUACGCUGCACCGGAAUAUGUCAUGACAGGUCAUUUGACUGCGAUGAGCGAUGUUUAUAGCUUUGGAGUUGUACUUUUGGAGAUGAUAACCGGAAGAAGAUCGGUUGACAAGAGCCGGCCCACGAGGGAACAGAACUUAGUCGAGUGGGCUAGACCGAUGCUAUGUGAUCCAAGGAAACUUGGCCGGAUAAUGGACCCGAGACUCGAAGGCCAAUACUCGGAAACAGGAGCGAGAAAAGCGGCUGCAUUGGCCUACCAAUGCCUCAGCCACCGUCCAAAGCAACGGCCGACGAUGAGCACCGUUGUCGAGACCUUGGAACCACUUAAGGACUUCGACGAUGUCGCGAUCGCGCCUUUUGUCUACACGGUCCCGACAGAAAUCGCGAAUUCGAACAAGGAAGAAGCGAAGAAGGAGUGCUUAAGCGAGGUGAAGAAGGAGAAUGGUCACCGCCACCACAGUCACUCGCCUCACAAUGGCCAUCACAACAAGCAUCGUCGGAUGAGAUCGCCGAGAUCUCCGAAUUUUCACUCGGAAAAUGGGCCGAGACAGAAUCAGAGAAAUGGUUUGAACUCUCCGUUGCACCAUGGAGGCAGAGGAGCUUAGAGUAGUAACCGAAAAUGAAAGAAUGUAGAGUGAUCACGCGUCAGUUGACAGUGAUCAAGACUGUAAAUAGAAAGAAAAUUUGUUAAUUGUUAUUGCAAGUUGUUGAUUAAGUGUAAAUCUGAACUUAUUUUUCAGAUUGUUGAAGUAACGAAGUAAGUCCUAAUUCGAGUUGAGCAAAAAA